This is a messenger RNA of Adineta steineri, 969 nucleotides long. Lineage: Eukaryota; Metazoa; Rotifera; Eurotatoria; Adinetida; Adinetidae. The record is from the annotation of a GenBank genome assembly.
AUGAAUUCUACAGUAAUGAGAAGAACACAGAAACUACCAUCUAAUAAUUUAUUCAAUAAUAUACAACGAAGUCAUACAAUACCAUCCGGUACUGCAUUACCAGUCAUUACUUUAUCAUCAUUUUUCAAUUUUGAAAAGAAACUUAUUCAAAUGGCUACAGAUAAAUCAAAUAUGGUGACCAAUACUCCAAUUGAACUAUCUACAGCACAAACGAAAGCACGUACGCCAGUUUCGAAUCGUUUAAAUAGUUCAAGUACAUCGAAAUCUUCUUUUAACUAUCCAACAACAGUGGCACGUCCUGCAACAGCUCAUAGUCGUAAUUUAUAUGUUACGAAUUCACCGAUGUCAUCACAUCGGCCAGUUUCAGCUCGUGCACCUACUAACAGUUUAAAUCCUUCUCCACGACAACAACAACAACAAGAACAGUCCAGUUUUUCUCGACCAACGUCGGAAUAUGGGCAUUAUUUGACUUAUGUACGUAGACAAUCAUUAGCACGUAUGCGUCGUAAACAAGAAGAAGAAGAAAAACAUUUAAAAAGUACUGAAUCAAAAAUGACAUUAAACUUAAAUCGAAAUCUAUCUCCACAACAGCUUCAGUCAACAUCAAAUGAUUCUGAUGAUUCUUUAAAAACGGAUACAUUAUCAGUACCAACUAUAUCUAUAGCAACAAAACGAACUGGAAGAUCUUCAUCAACUUAUCGUCAACUUCAACGUUCAACAACAAACUAUCAUACUAAUCAACAUCCAAAAUUUUUUCCAAAGACACCAAGAAAUUCUAGUGAUGGACAACUAUUAACAUUGGCAUCAUCAUCAUUAUUGAUUACACCAACAAAUUCCAUGAUAGAUGAUAUAAACACAUUAUCAGUAAAAACUCACUAUGAUGUACAUUUAAAUGAUGAUAAACUUAACUAUUGUUAUAUCAGUGAUGAUAGUGGAGUUGUCUAUCAAGGAGAAAUGCUUUCUACUUAA